Penicillium angulare is the source of this 1950-nucleotide messenger RNA. RefSeq lists its product as uncharacterized. The record is from RefSeq and is a predicted model, not a curated record. The transcript has 2 exons. NCBI's taxonomy places the organism in Eukaryota, Fungi, Ascomycota, Eurotiomycetes, Eurotiales, Aspergillaceae. Gene Ontology annotation, biological process: cellular response to oxidative stress. Gene Ontology annotation, cellular component: cytoplasm. The coding region runs from base 1 to 1950 and encodes 649 amino acids.
AUGGACCCCGACGCUGAAAAUCCGCUCGUUAAAACAUUGCCUCCGGCAACCGACUAUCUCACCUAUCUGACAAUUCUUGAAUACCAACUGACUCCCGACCGUCUGCCAUUGCUGCACCGCCUCUUGCAAGAUGAGAAAUUAACCACCAAUAUCGGCUGGGACCUUGUCAAGCUACUUCUGCCCAUGCUGCCGGCUUCAACAGAGUGUCUUCACGAUGUAGCAAGAUUAGGAAACCCUCGAGAGGUGAUCUUGCGGGUAUCAGAAGCCCUCAUGCACCUGCAGCCGGACGACGAGGAUCUCGACGACGACGAAUCCGUGGACGCCAAACCCCUUCCGCUGCACGUUUCCCAAUUCAACUGCCUACUAGCAAUGCUCUCUGAGCUGCAUACUCGCAUUAAAACCAAAUCUCCAAGCCGAUUCGUUGCGACUUCGCUACAAGCCGCCCUCGAAGCAUACACCUCUAUGCCGAGCGAUGAGACCACCCUAGCCCUCCUCGAAUUCCUAAGAGAUAUAUCACCAAACAAGAGACCUGCGCCUCCUCCACGAACCAAUAGCCAGUCGACUGUUCUACGAGUUAACUCUAUUUCUGGCUCUGCCCCAGAUCCAGAAGCAGAGGUGGCAGCACCAUCGCCAGCGGGAGACAAUGAAGCCUCGUUGGUUGAAAAGUUUAUCCAAUUCGGCCUCAUCGAGGUACUGAAGGUUUAUUUGCUGAGUCACUCAGACCCAAUGGAUUCAGGCCUGUCUUGGACUGUUCGAAUGCAGGAACAUUUUUAUCCAGCACUGAAGCUGCCAGAACAGUCCCAGACGCAAGCAUAUUCAUUGACAAAAGAGCUCAAGGAACGUGAUAUGAUCAUUGGAAAGAUAGUGGCUUUGUCGCGAGACGUUGGCAUUGAUUCCACUGAUCUUUUAGAUAUCAUUAAACGAUCCCCUGACGAUCAAAUUCAACCAUUGGACUUUGAGGAGCCUCCUACCAACGCAGAUGAGAUUCCACUAGAACGCCAUGGUUCGCUUUUGCUACUUGCGGCUCGUACUGCAGGCGCCACUUUAUUUGCCUCAGGUCAACCUGUACCCAAAAUACCUGUGUUCCCUGACCUGUCUUCAAUCUACAAGCGUUUCCUUGGAGAGACCGACACCUUGGAUGAAGUCGCAUAUGGACAGCCCCAGGCUCUUAUAGACUCUCUCUUGGCAUUAACCGUAUACUCCUUACAAGGACCAAUUGCGGCAUCCUCCACGGAGACCGAGUUUAAAGACUUCGUCAUUACUUUAACAGGCUGCACUUCUACCAAGGACUAUGCUAUCGUGCGCCAAAUUCCGGCGGGCAUUGUGCACAGUCAUCAAUCUGCAGUUACCCGAUUUAAACUUAUUCGAGAAAUUUUAGAAGACUCUCGUUUGCAAUCUGCUAGGGACAGCGCCGUGUCAUGGUUGAAAGAUGAGAUUAUUGGGACUACCGUAUCUGACACGGUAUUCCACGAUCCGAUUUACUUUUGGACCAUCUUCCCGCUGCUUUUCCAAUCGAUUAAUACUGCUGCAUCGUCCAAGCUCAUCGACAGCUGGAUCAGGUUAACGCAGACGGAUGGCCCCGCCAUUCACUCCGCGCUGAAUCUAUACUUCCUGCUGCUCUCGUCUCCCCUUCGAGACCAGCUUCAGCUUGAGAAAACUGUUUUGUUUUUCCGCAGCCAAGUACUCAGUCCACUUCGAAUUCUAUUCCAUACUUUUGAGGCAGACCUCACUUCCAAGGGAGGCGAUGGGAUCGUUGAGUCGGCUGUUGGAGAAGAAAUGUCUCAAGUUGGACUCUCUCGUUCCGUAGGACUGAUUGGUCUCACGAUUGAUCAAAUCGAAGAUGUAAUUGGUGAGGCAUUUGGCACAGACGAUGCAGACUUGGCAAAGUUCUCAGAAGCAGAUGAGAAGAAGGCCGAGGAGAUUCGUCAAGCGACCGAGGGUUGGAACUAG